AUGAGCACCAACUCGAGAGCCAGCAAGCGGUGGGAGGAGAGAAAUGAAGAUGGAACGAACAAAAGGUGAGUAAUUAUGAGCAAUUUGACGACUUGGCAACCCAAAAUAUUUUUUCAGAUCAUCCGAAGAGCAAGCACAAGUGCCACGAAGAAAGCCACAUGCUCGCCAGGCGCGAAGGAACCCGGAGAGACAGAGCGCCGCGAAAAAAGUGUGGGCGAAAGCACCAACUACUGGUUCAUGGCGCUCCGAUGCGAACAGUGACCAGCACGAGGACGUCGUGCUGCCAGAAGAAGAGAAGCAAUACUGCUGGUCAGUAGAUAAUGUGGUUGAGCAAGGAGAGCCCGACGACGGAGCAAAGGACAAGAGAUACGAGGCGUACGUGGCGGAGAGAGACAGGAACGUCUUCAGCAAGUACUACGAAGGUGCUCCGACGUGUUCGAGGGAGAUUUGCGCGAGAAACGACUCGUCAGUGAUGCAACGUUUGAAGCGCUACAGCCACAAGGACGCUCUGAACUUUGCCGUUGAUUCUCUCGAGUGGAGUGCGAAUAAGGAGAAAGAUCUGCCGGUGCGCCGACGUGUUUCCACGGUAGAAGUGGUCACAACGUCGUACUUCUCGGGAAGCCACGCAUUUUAUCGAGUGAUUGCCGAAAAGGACGAUAGGUACACACUGCUGGCCUGUCACGCCAACGUUCACGGCUGCCACCGAGGAGAUUUGCGGUUUGUGGAGGUCAACGAUCGGACGCAAGUGCAAGAGUUCGAGGAGAGCGUCGUCGGACUGCUCUACUUGGGCGACAUUCUGGCGGUCUACGAGCUGGCGAGAAGGACGCGUGGACCGACGAUUGGAGCGGAUGUGGCGAGCGUCAGUAUGGAGUCGAACCUCACGUGGAUGGUGAAAAGGAUGGAAGUGGCCGAGCGUCGGUCGGCCGUUCGCAUCGGCUUCUCUUUCCUGCAAAACGGCACCGCAGUCGUCAUGGGACACGAUGAAGCGAUGACGGUUCUCGAGGAUGAGCGGCACGGCGCGGAGCUCGACAAGAUGUACGUCGGAGAUGCGUUUGUGCCGGAAAAGUAUCGCGACACAUUCUGCUCGGGCCACCAUCCAAUGUUCUGGCACCAUCUAACGCGGCUGACGGCCAAAAUGUGCACCUUCUCCACCGCUUUCGGAAUCAUUCAUCGGUACGAGGAGUGUCCGGAGCAGAAUCGACGAUUCACGAUCGGAACGACGGCGUUCGACCCGGCGGCCACACUGCAACGCUUGGAUUCACCGCGCGAAUUGAAUCGGAUUGUGGAGACGUGCACGCUGAUGGGAUACUCGGCCGCCAAUUCGCUCUUCAACGGCCGAUGCGACUGCCGACCGUUUGCAGCGCGAGAUGUCAAAGUUUCGGGUCACAUUGUCCGAUUCGCCAUCGACAAUCCGAAGAAGAUGCCGACUUUGAGACUCUGGAACCCCAACACUCGGAUUGUUUUCGGCUCACCGUCGGGAAACAUCUCGGCCACUAUCGAAAUUGUGAUGGAAGACGAGUCGCUGUUGCGGAUUGUGGCGCGAUUGGUCGGUGGAAAAAGAGGGAAUCGGAUGAUCCCGAAGGGAGACGUCGCAGUGUGGCAGAAAGAGUCGUUGGAUCCGAUUGGUUUGGAGAAUGGGUACUUUGAGGCAUUGCCCGAGCACUCAAACGGCCGCCGAAUCAUCGAGACUCUGUACGGAGGCCCUGGAAUUGCGUUGAAGAAGCCUGUCGUCAGAAACGAGUACGUGUUCCCCGCGCAGCCGGCGAUCAAGCUCAACGACUACCAGUGCGAGUACGUGCAAAUGGUGCUGGACAAGAACCCGCUGGUGCUCGGAUCUUCUCCGUUCGGCUGCGGCAAAUCCAUGACGAUCGUCGCCACCGCGUUCGAGGUCUACAAGCGAAAUGCCGAGGAAGGCGAGCUCCACAAACAGUUCCAACAGCUGCUCGUCACGCAGAGCAACUACGCGAGCGUGAAUCUCAUCGACAUUGCAAAAAAGGCAAAGACAUUCGACAUUCGAUUCGUGCGAUAUGUGUCGGAGAAGAACUGGGCGGAGAUGUCGGAGAACUGUCGAACCGAGUACGAUAUGCCGCGGCUCAUGCAGAAGGUCUUUUGCGAUUGGGCGACCGGAGUCACCCCGGAAACGGACAGAGGUGUGAAGGCGUUGAGCACGUGGAACAUGAUGAAUAUCAUCUCUUUCCUGUUGAGAGAAGACAACGAUGGCAAGAGUCUGCUGAAACCGCAUCAAUUAGUUGGAAAGGCCCUGUAUCACUACAGCGGCAAAUUGGAACGGCCGAAGAAUAUGCUGGACAUUUUCUUCUUGCUCUACCAGCCGGAUAUCAUCAUGACCACCGCCGAUUCGACGGGCAAUUUGCUGCGAUUGAAUGUGCUGAAGGAGGUGAGCACGAUCCAAAUCGACGAGGCCAGCCAAGUGCCCGAGUACACCUUCAUCACCCUUCUCUCCAAAUUCCCGAACGCGUGCUUUGGACUGAUCGGAGACAUUCACCAACUGCCGCCCUAUUGCGAGGAGACGUUAACCGGGAAGUUGAAAGAGUAUGGGGUCGGCAACACGAUGGAGAGAGCGAUCAAGAAUAACAUGUUCCCGAAAGCGGAGCUUCGAUACGUGUACCGUUGUCAUCCGGAGACUACGAAUCUGCUCAGUGCGCUCUUCUACGACGUCGAUCUCAUUCCCGGAGUCUUGGAGACUCAUCGCAACGCGUUCAUGCUCGGAAGAGCCGACUUCUGGCCGAAUCCGAGUUUCCCAAUCGCGAUCAUCAACAACUCGGCCAGCGGAUCCAGGAUGGGAACGUCGGUGGCCAAUGAUUCUGAGGCAGUCAUUGUGAAGCAACUCCUCCGAAUGAUCACGAAGAAGCACAAUGGCUACGAGCUGCACGCGCGCGACAUCGGCGUCAUCUCGUUCUACAGUGCGCAGACGUCGGUGCUGAUGGAAGCGUUGCGUGGGAGCGGCGUCAAGUGCGGAACAGUAGACUCAUUCCAGGGCACCGAACGGGAAGUGGUCAUAUUGUGCUGCACAAACGAGAAGCUCUCCGAGUUCAUGCAGCUCGCCAAUCGGUUGAAUGUGGCCAUGUCCAGGGCGCGGCAGGCCACUAUCAUCAUCGGAAAUGUGUACGGACUGCGGAAGGCCAAGUAUUGGAGCACCAUUUUGGAGAAGGUCGAGAAAAAUGGAUGUUUUAUUGAUAUGGUAUGCGGGUCUCGAUGAGGUGAAAAUAUUAUUUUAUUUUUUUCAGAAAAACUUCAUGUCAUGA
Molecule: messenger RNA, 3263 nt
Organism: Caenorhabditis sp. 36 PRJEB53466
Lineage: Eukaryota; Metazoa; Nematoda; Chromadorea; Rhabditida; Rhabditidae
Source: the annotation of a GenBank genome assembly